UUUGUGCAAUGAAUUCCACAAUUCUCAACCCAAGCCUUUGUAAAUCUACUUAGCUCUUAUAUGUAGAAUUUUGCUUUCUGAAUUGGCAGUAAGGUUACAGUUAAUUUUUAGGAAGUUAGACAAAUUACAGUUAUUGAUUGUAACAGAAAUAUUUGUCAGCGUAAUGUCCAAUGGUCAAAUGGUUUGGAUCAAUCCCUGACAGGACACCAACACUGUGUGGACAUUCACCAUUGUGUGGACAUUUUGCCUGGUCCACACAAGAGGAAAUGGUUUAUGUGGGUUAAUGGUUAGGUUUAGGACUAAGGUAUGAAUUGAGUUUUGGUUAGGUUUAGGGUGUGGUAUAUACUGGUAAGGGUUAGGAUUAGGGUAAGGUCAAUGGAAGGUCUCUAUAAGGAUAUGAAAACACUACAUGUGUGAGAGAGAGAGAGCACAAGUGGUGUAUAUAUUGAGCCUCAUCUCUUGUGUAAAUGAUAAUCCAGGUGGUCUACCCUAUCUAAUCCUAACAGAGGGUCCAGACUGUUGCAGGGUUAAAUUACAUUAUUUGUUUAUUUUUUUUUUUUUUUACGAUCAAUACAAUCUGGUUUUGUAUUUCUAGACUUAUUCUUGCAAUUCUUACAAGAUUGCAGUUUUGAAGACCAACAUGCUGGUUUUUGGUUCUCUGUAUUUGCUUCUUUGUUGGAUGUUUCCUGUAUGUACCCAUAAGAUCAUUGGCACCUUCAUUACACAAGAUGAUCAGUCCUUCCCACUGGACAUGGCUACAAGUUCUGUUGAUGACAGGUACUCUACCUGUGCUGAAAAGAUGGAAGAAAAGGUCAAGGACACUGUCUUCAAAAACGAAAUGAAAAAUGAGUUAUUUAAAAAUGCUUGGGCACCAGCAGAAAAGUGUGCAAAGAAGAAUAUAAACCAAAGAGAGAGAGGAGAUGAGGCUCUAACAAAAGAUCACAUGCAAGCAAUUUGUGUUUACACAGCUGGAGGACAUGCAAACUUCUAUAAGACAUUCAAUGAAGAAGUCAGGACCAAAGGAAAAGAGUAUGGUUCAUCCUUUCUAUUCCAUUCCUUACAUUUCUGGCUGACCAGGGCAAUACAGAUCCUUAAUGACAAAAAAAAGUGUUACACAACUUUCCGCAGAACCAACACUAAAUUCACUGGUGAUGUCCACAAAGUAAUUCGGUUUGGUACUUUUACCUCCACCUCCAACUUAUCAAAUCUUAAAGCCUUUGGUCAUACUACAUGCUUUAAAGUUAGAACUUGUCAUGGUGCUUAUUUGAAAAAAUACCCAAAGCUUGGAGGCAAAGAGCAAGAGGUGCUCAUACCACCUUAUGAGAAGUUUAAAAUAAUCAGCAAAGGUAAACCUGGGAAACAACUGUCAGACUGUGAGAUUGUAUAUGUUCUGAAUAGUACCGGCAUCCAAAGCAAUCUUGACUGCAAAACUGCAAAACAAAUACUUUUGUGAUUGUUUUUUUCUUUCUUUCCAACCUAUAAUCAUGUAACCACGUGUUGCAUCUCGUCCUAAAUUUACAUGUGGCUGUUCUUUAAAGGGAAAAUUGAGAUUUGAUUUAACUGAAUGUCUUUCCCCAAGAGAUGUUUGGACUCUACGGUAGAGUUGAAAGCCUAUCAGAAUGAGGUUAACAAGUGAACUUUUGGCAGCUUAAAACAACUUUAUUAAAGAAAAAACACAGAAGUUCAGGCAAAUGUUGCUUUUCUUUGCUGCAUAAUGUAUUGCCCCAAUUCAAAAAUAUGAAAAAUAAUCAAUUUAACUCCUUCAUACUAAAAUUUUUAAACCUUUAUUUGUGAAUCAAAUGCACAGUAUGGGAUCAAAAGCCAAGACUUUAUUUUUCCUUUUUUCUGUGUGAGAUUUUGUAUGUUACAAUGUGUUCUUUAGCCUAGGCAAAUAUACAAAAGUCUUUUACACGUAUUAUUGUGCAUGUAAAGUCUGUAAAAUAAUGAAUACAUAAUCUUCAAGAAAAUUUUUACUGCAACCUGUAAUAUAAAUAAAUAGCUUUUGAGCAUUAAUAAACAGGAUUUAUGGUUUUGUACAAGUUUCAGCUUUAUUACUAAGGUGAAAAUAAAAAAGGCAUUUUCUUUCUUAA
Molecule: messenger RNA, 2090 nt
Organism: Girardinichthys multiradiatus
Lineage: Eukaryota; Metazoa; Chordata; Actinopteri; Cyprinodontiformes; Goodeidae
Product: erythroblast NAD(P)(+)--arginine ADP-ribosyltransferase-like
Exons: 2
Coding region: 641-1453 (270 amino acids)
Molecular function (GO): NAD+ poly-ADP-ribosyltransferase activity; NAD+-protein-arginine ADP-ribosyltransferase activity
Source: RefSeq, a predicted model, not a curated record